UUGAGAUUCUAAUAAAAACCUAUCCUAAUUUUCCAUCUGGAUUUUCUUGUCCAUAUCAGGGUUUUGGUUUGAUCAGGCCCCCUUUUUUUUUUUCUUGGCUUUUUCUCCUCACUUGUUGCAUUGUACCAUUUUAAAUACCUUGGAAUGUGUGACCUUCUUUGGAGGUAUUCUGGGGGGUUCUUCACUUCACUUCUCUUCUCUUCUCCUGGUUUAAGUUUUUAGGUAAAUGUUAAGUAAAAACCCGCUAAAGAUGAUAUCUUCGUAAAGCUGAAAGCUCUGUUUCUUUUGGAGGGUGCUGAAACAAAGCCUAGAAAACAGUAAUGGAAGAUUGGCAUGGUAUCAUGGGAAGGGGCAGUGCGGGUGGUUAUAGCAGGAGAUCAAUGAGAGAUGAAGAUUUUGAAGAAGAAGAUGUAUGGUCAGUUGUGAAGGAGAGAGAAGAUUCAAGUCCCAAGAUGAGGAAAUCCAAGGAUUACUAUUCUUCUUCUUCUUCUUCUUCUGCUGCAUGGUGCCUCCAUAGUGCUCCAAGAAUGAUCCCAAGAGCUAAUAUUGCUAACCCACCUACAGCAGCAGCAGCAGCAGCAGUAACCACUCAUGAAGCCAAGGUAGUUCAACACUUAUCAGCUCCUGUGAACAUCCCAGAUUGGUCAAAGAUUUAUGGGAGAAAUACAACUGCGGACUCAUCUGCUGAUGAUGGAGAGUAUCCUGGCGGCCAUUAUAAUGGGUAUUGUACUGAUGAUGUUAAUGACGAUGAUGAUGGUGAAGGAGACGAAAUGGUCCCUCCACAUGAGUGGAUAGCUAGAAAGCUUGCAAGGAGUCAGAUUUCUUCUUUCUCUAUGUGCGAAGGAAUUGGAAGGACGCUCAAAGGGAGAGAUCUUAGCAAAGUGAGAGAUGCUAUUUUAACAAAAAUAGAUUUCCUACAGUAAUUUCUCAAUCAACGUUUCAAAACCAAGUUACUAUCAUCAUGAUUCAUCAUCAUUAUCGUUAUCGUCAUCAUCAUCAUUUUUACCAUUGCCUGAUAAGGUUCCCAUGUAAUCUUUUAUUUAAUUACUAUUGUUGUUGCCAAUAUGGUAUGUAUUCUACUAGGGUGAGUAGAAGUCAGAGCUGCCCUUUUUGUUUUGGGUUUUUUUGGAAGAGAAGAGGGGGAGAAAAAGACUUUGGCAUCCUCUGAGAUUUUACCUUGUAGCCUAGUGGAAUGUUAUUUGAGUAGUUAUAGUGCACCUGUAACAGGAUAUGUGACAAGGGGUUAGU
Messenger RNA from Hevea brasiliensis (rubber tree), 1248 nucleotides. RefSeq names its product protein S40-5-like. The coding region runs from base 321 to 923 and encodes 200 amino acids. The record is from RefSeq and is a predicted model, not a curated record. Lineage: Eukaryota; Viridiplantae; Streptophyta; Magnoliopsida; Malpighiales; Euphorbiaceae. The transcript is spliced from 2 exons.